Molecule: messenger RNA, 1333 nt
Organism: Malus domestica (apple)
Lineage: Eukaryota; Viridiplantae; Streptophyta; Magnoliopsida; Rosales; Rosaceae
Product: probable carboxylesterase 9
Molecular function (GO): hydrolase activity
Source: RefSeq, a predicted model, not a curated record
CCUUAUUAAAUGCUCUAAUUGUCAUAAUCCCUAGAUUUAUCCAAUCAUACCUCAAACCAAAACCAAGUGACAAGUCCCAAAGCAAACCGUAUCGCCUACAAGUCCGGCACCACCGAACCACCGAUUGCACCGGAUAAGGACUCUCACCAUUACCAGUCCCCUUCCCCCGUGGAAACAUUCAACCAAAUGCACAGAGUUGCCCUCCCCAAAUAUCCCGCUCUCAAAAUUGUUGCAGAUUUAUCUAAGCUCCUACACUUUCGAUCAAACCCAAAAAUCACAUUGAGUUAAACAUAAUUACCUACAUUACGCGCCAAUUUUACCAAAAUGUCACAAUUCGACCCCUACACCCACCUCCACAUAGUACACGACCCCGCCACCGACACCCUCACCCGCCCCGCCGCCGCCACUAUACCCGCCAACCCGGACCCCGCCCCAGGCGACCCGGUCGUCUCUAAAGACGUGACACUCACGGAAACCAAAACCUGGAUCCGGAUCUUCCGACCCGCCAAGCUUCCCUCCAACGACAACACCGUGGCCCGCCUCCCCCUCAUCAUCUACUUCCACCACGGCGCCUGGAUAUUCCUCUCCGCCGCCGACUCCACCGCGCACACUAACUGCUCUCAGAUCACCUCCGAAAUUCCCGCCAUCAUCGUCUCCGUCAACUACCGCCUGGCGCCCGAAACCCGGCUCCCGGGCCAGUACCAUGACGCCAUCGACGCAAUCAACUGGGUCAGGGCCCAGGCCCAGGACCCGAAAGGCGAGACCUGGAUCCGAGACUACGCCGACGUAUCCAGGUGCUAUCUCUACGGUUGCGGAUGCGGGGGCAACAUCGUCUUUUUCUCCGGAUUAAAAGCGUACCAGCUCCAGCUAGAGCCGUUGAAGAUCUCCGGGAUUAUUAUGAACCAGCCGAUGUUUGGUGGGGUCCAGCGGACUAAGUCGGAGCUGCGAUUGGCUGUGGACCAACUGUUGCCUUUGCCUGCGCUCGACCUCAUGUGGGACCUCGCGCUGCCGAAAUCAACAGACAGGAACCAUCGGUACUGUAAUCCGAUGGCGGAUGGGGCCCACAAGGCGAUGAUCAAAGGGCUGGGGCGGUUUUUGGUGAUUGGGUUCGGUGGGGACCCGAUGGUCGACCGGCAGCAGGAGUUUGUGACGAUGCUGGUGGGUUGUGGGGUCAGGGUUGAUGCGCGGUUCGAUGACGUGGGGUUCCAUAAUAUUGACUUCGUUGACACCAGGCGGGCUGCUGCCGUUUUGAACAUUGUCAAGGAGUUUAUCAUCUAAUUUUUUAUUUAAUUAUAUGAUCAAGAGUGUAAAUUUCGGCUUUGUUCCUUCUUGA